UUAUGGAGCAAUUGGACAGCGAAUGACAGCGUUUCUUUUUACUGGUCAGAUGGCGAGCAGGCCUCUAAGUACUAUGGUUUCUGGCAAAUAAACCAGCCAAACUUCGAAAAGGGGAGCUGCGUAGCGGCUCUCAUUGUUACGGAGUCGUCUGAGGCGGAGCACGCCCUCAUCGCCUGCAACCGGGUGCUGCCAUUUGUGUGCGAACGACCUGCAUGUGUCAAGGAUGAGCACUUUUGCCUGAAUGGAAAGUGCGUCAGCAGCAGCGCGAGAUGUGACGGUCAUGCAGACUGCAGCGAUUUCAGUGACGAGGCGAACUGCGCUGGUAUAAAAAGAAAUGCCGUCCGCGCAUAUUAUUACAAAGGAGAAUCAGGCAAGAUACAGUCUCCAGGGUAUCCGAUGAACUACCCACCAUUAUCAGACAGCAGGUGGAUUAUCGAAGGCCCGCCCGACAGCCGAAUAUUAUUACAGUUCGACCUGUUCGAAACGGAGAAGUACUUCGAUACUGUCGUUGUAAUCGACGGUGGUCCUUCUGAAAACGCGAGCUCUGUUCUGAAAUAUUUUUCUGGCUAUCCUCCCGCUUCUGAUUUGACCUUCACUUCGUCCACCAAUAUGGUUUUGAUAAAGUUCACAUCCGACAAGUCAAUCGAGAAUCGAGGCUUUCACGCCACGUGGAAAGCCAUAACCAUCUACUGCGGUGGGAGGUUAAUCGCCCAGUCUUCUAGUCAAGUUCUGAACUCUCCUGGAUAUCCUCAGAAUUACUCCGAUGGAACGGAGUGUUUUUGGACCAUCAGUUCUCCUCUUGGACGUGUGAUAUCGAUUGAGAUUCGAGAUGUUUCCCUUGGAGAUGACGAUACAUUGAUCAUAUACGACGGCGGACUGUUCUCAACCUCGGUUCUGUACUCAGCCACUGGCUUUGGCCAGCCACUACUGCUCGUGUCGACUACGAGUGAGAUAUCAGUAUUUUUCUAUGCCGACGAUGCCGGACCUGGAAGAGGAUUUUCCCUCCUGUACAAACAAGGCUGUGAUAACGUGAUUAAGCAGAACUACGGCAGCAUAACCCCACCUACAGCUGAUGGCAUUGGCGAGCAGGAGCCGUUGACGUGCACCUACACCAUUGAGCCAUCGAGCAUCGCUCGCAAGAAGCCGCCAAUCUCAGCCCGAAUCACAGAGUUUGACGUUUCGAACGGAAUUUCAUUAAAGGUUUAUGCUGGAAACGAUGCUCAGGGAAUGCUGCUUUACGCUUAUGAUGGAUACGCCAACUCUAGUUUGCCGCCAGAACUGCUGCAUUCCGAAGUUGGUGCAUUUCACGUCGUUUACCACACGGGAUCUCAUGUUUCUUCUUCACGGUGGAACAUGACGUACUCCGUAGACUGCCCUGAAAUCGAAGCGUCUGACGAUGUGUUGAAAUCCUCAAAAAAUACCUCUUUUGGAACUGAAAUUACUCUCUCAUGUUCAUACGGUUAUGAAUUUCAGUCUGGAGUCGGUUCAAUAAUCAAGGUCACUUGCUUAUCCGGAGGGUUCUGGAGUCUCAAAGAGAUUCCGUCAUGCCAGCCGAAAUACUGUCCUUCGCCCCAUCAGUUGCGAAACGGCAUUCUGCUGGACGACUCCAAUAACACGUACGGAAGUGUGAUCACAUACCGAUGUUUCCGUGGCUAUAGUUUUUCAACCGGCAAUGCAACUGAGGAGGUUUCCUGCGAUGGCAGUGGUCACUGGACAGCAUUUCCAGAAUGUCACAUACAAUCUUGUCCCCCAUUGCAGCCACUCGCAAACGGCAACAGUACGCUCUUGUUUGGCAACGGUAGCAACUACGGAACGGUAUACGAAUUCAGCUGCGAACAUGGAUACAAACUUCAAGGCAUGAAGCGCUUGUUCUGCGAUGCAAAUGGCCAAUGGUCAGACGUGCAGCCCGUUUAGCUGGGAUGCUUUCAACUGCUAGAGGUAGCAAAUGGUAUCGUUCAGAACAGCCGGACUCAAUACUUUUACGGUGACAACGCGGAAGUCAUUUGCCGGGCCGGUUUCGAGAUCAUCGGUGAUCCGAUGAUUUCCUGUUUGGCCAAUCAGACCUUCAGCGAGUUGCCGAUUUGUCACGACGUCGACGAAUGUCAAAGUACAGCAAACAAGGCGUCAUGUGAUCCGUCAUCUACAGUGUGCGAGAAUUUGAAGGGCGGGUACUUGUGCAGGUGUAAGUCUGGAUAUCGGCCAUAUCUAAGUAAGUGUUUGUGUGGCAUUGUGCCUUCGGACGAUGACAAUCCGUCUUCAGAAUGCGAAAACUUGAUGCCACUCGUUUCUUCCAACGCCGUGAUAAGUCUGUCGGCCAACAACCAGUUGGUGGCCGAUGCUCAGACACUGCUUAGCCGAGUUGAAUGGUGUGGUGAACAGGAAGAGGGAAACUUUCUGACACUCACUUUUGCCGAACCGUUCAUCAUCGAGAGGAUCCAAGUGCAAAAGUUUUCGGCGAACAACGAAGCGUUCACCACCCGUUUUUCGCUUCAACACAGCUUCGAUUCGAACAAGCCACUGAAGCAAUACCAGAAUACAUCCGGCAAGGUAGACUUUGUGCUGUUUUGCUUUGGCGCUUAA
Messenger RNA from Soboliphyme baturini, 2580 nucleotides. The record is from the annotation of a GenBank genome assembly. NCBI's taxonomy places the organism in Eukaryota, Metazoa, Nematoda, Enoplea, Dioctophymatida, Soboliphymatidae.